This is a messenger RNA of Argiope bruennichi, 1935 nucleotides long. RefSeq names its product major facilitator superfamily domain-containing protein 6-A-like. The record is from RefSeq and is a predicted model, not a curated record. Gene Ontology annotation, cellular component: membrane. The transcript has 5 exons. NCBI's taxonomy places the organism in Eukaryota, Metazoa, Arthropoda, Arachnida, Araneae, Araneidae. The coding region runs from base 215 to 1831 and encodes 538 amino acids.
CAAGUAUUUGAGCUUCUUCAUUUUCUUCGUUGUAAAGCUGUUAAAAAUAUAAAUUAAUUAUAGCCAAAUUUUUAAGAGAAAAAUCUCAAAAGCCGAUAUGAGAUUUUGAAUAAUUACUAUAAACUAUAUUUAAACAAGGAAAAUAAUUUUAAACAUUAAUUAUUUUCUAUUUGAAAUUAAAAAAGAAGCAAAGCUGGGAAUUUUAUUUUGCAAAAUGGAAAAUCAAACUUUUACUAUCAGUUUUUGUGGAAUAUACAGGAUUAGCAUCAAUAAGUACUUAGUACCAAUCAAGAUCUCCCUCUUCUGUUGGUUUGCAGGUGCCCGUACCACAGGAGCCUUUGUUCCUGUUUAUUUAAAGCAUCAAGGCCUGACAUUAGCACAUUUAUCAGCAAUGGUGACCAUCAGUGUAGCUUUUCAAUUCAUCGCAGGCAUGAUUUCAGGAAUGUUUGCUGACAGGAUAGGGCGCGUUAAGCCAUUUCUAUUCCUACAUGCAUCUAUUUUCUUAGGAAGCCUAAUAUGUUUCAUUGUUAUGCCCAAGAUAGAUGAAUGCCCCUCAAAAACAAUCACUUUUCACUGUCUUGAUAAUCAAAUCAUUGCUCAAGAACCUUGCCAGUAUUUGCAGGAUAACGUUCAUACAAAUUCAUGCUCCUUAAUUUAUAAAGAGAAUGCAACACAUUUUAAUGAAGAUUGUCCAUUAUUUCUAAAAGAAUAUAUCAGUAUAGAACGAAAUCAUCUGAAUCAAACUUCAGGACUCUGCACGUAUCAGAUUCAUUACAGAAAUUAUUCAUUUAAAGCUAUUUCCCCGUGUGAUAUUCAUAACUGUCAAACAUUUCAAGUGAUAUGCUCUGGAAACAAUUCAUUGCAAUGCCAUAACAACAGAAUGUUUUGGUUAAUAAUUUAUGGAAUUUUAGUUGUCUUAUACAAUACGUCUCGAACCAAUGUUUAUCGGUUCUUUGACGUUAUUACAAUGGAUUUAAUCAACCAAUACAAUUCUGAUUUCGGUAAGCAAAGAUUGUGGUCUGUUUUGGGUUUUUCGGUGGGUCCUCCACUGGCUGGAUUGAUCUUGCAUCAAUUUGCUUCAAAUGGAAAUGACAAAAGUUAUGCUCCAAUAUUUGUCUUCGCGGCCAUAUUUGUCGUCUUGUCAUUGAUCCCUGUUUGGAAAGCAGAUCCAAAAUUUCACAAACCUGCUGCCAAAUUAUGGAAGACGUCUGUAGAGUUAGUAAAGGAUCUGGAAAUUUCUUUGUUCCUCGUAUUCAUUUUGAUAUUAGGAUUUUCGUUUGGAUUUCAAAUGAUUUACGGAAAUUGGUACUUGCAAAAUCUUGGAGCUUCAGAUUUACUACUUGGUGUUAACACUGGUGUUGCUGCUGUAUCCGGAAUACCUUUUCUUUACACGGCCAAAUGGUUCAUAAACAAGACUGGUGUGCGAAAUUUAUUUGUUUUUUGCUUAUUCUCAUAUGCUUUCUAUGCUUUUGCUUUUUCGUUGAUACUCGAACCCUGGCUGGCGAUUGGCAUUGAAUUGGCAAAUGCAUAUGCUUACCACCUAUCUUGGGUGGCAGUGCUACAAUAUUGUGAUGAAGUGGCUCCAGUUGAACUCCAAGCAACAAUGAUCGUCUUAGCUGGAACUCUACAUUAUAAUGUCGCCAGACUAGGAUCAACUGUGAUUGGUGGUAACAUCAUGAAUAAUUUUGGUGGAAGAAUGGCAUACAGAGCCCUGGGGGGCAUUGCUUUGUGUUAUGCAGUCAUAUACGGAACAUACCUUACAUUUCAACGUUUACAUAAAAGAAAGAAUGGAGUUCAACUGAAAUGGGAUGAACGGGAAACAGAACUCUGAGAAAUAAGUAUAAAAUUUAUGCAUCUGCUCAAUGUAAAAAUAUUGUAUAAUAUAUUAUAUUUAUAUAUCAUAAUAAAAAUAUUGUAUUAAGUGUCUCACAUAAA